Rodentolepis nana is the source of this 882-nucleotide messenger RNA. NCBI's taxonomy places the organism in Eukaryota, Metazoa, Platyhelminthes, Cestoda, Cyclophyllidea, Hymenolepididae. The record is from the annotation of a GenBank genome assembly.
AUGAUCGAUCGCACAGUAUCAAGUUCAGUAACAUCUCGUCGAAAAUCCCUGAGAUCGUCAGGUAAAGGCAGCGCAAGAAUGGUCAGAACUGCUUCAUCUUCGCCAGCAUUCUCCCAAAUCCGAUCGAAUGGAACUUCACCUGAAGGCCGUCUACGGCGUCAACUGCAGAAGCACAUGGGACAAAAUCACCCGCCUUAUCCCCACCACAACGACUAUGCCCUUCAUGAUCUCUAUAAUCGAUUAAAUGGCACCCUUGCUCAUGUGGAAAAAAUAGUCAAUAAAAUUGAAAAUUCUCCGAAAUCUAAGAUCAGCAGAUCGGAAGCUGAUCAGCUCAUUUUAAUCCAAUCGGCGCUUCGUGAGUUGAUAACUCCAAUGCGACGUCAGUUAGACUCUGACAAAGUCAGUCAAGUCCUCUCAACAAAGUCAUCAAAAACAAGCUCUAAUGCCUCCUACUCCAGUCUGAGAAGAGUGAAAUCGAAAGCCUCUUCCUCUUACUCUCGAAAAGUUGAAUCCACUGAGUCUAUCCAGACGGUUUCGAACAAAAGUCAACCUUGUCGGAAGACUGAUUCACAAACUCCGGCUAAUGAAUCCACAAAGAGCUCUAUUAACUCAACAACGAACAAGGAUGAUAACCAUUCAAAUGACACCACUCUUGAAGAAUUCUUUCUUGCAAAACCUGGUCGCGCCUUCCAUUUGAAACAACAGCCCAGUGCUCGUUCAACCAGAAAAUCUGAAACCGAAACAAAGUGUGUGGAUCUAUUUGAAGACGUGGGAACUUCCGAAGAUGCUGAUGAUAGUGAAUUCACAGUCAACCCCAAAUCGAUUUCGCCAAUCCACCACUUAGAAGCUCCCGAAACUGAGAGUCUCUUUCCCGAUUACUAA